This is a messenger RNA of Fusarium fujikuroi IMI 58289, 1119 nucleotides long. RefSeq lists its product as uncharacterized. The transcript is spliced from 3 exons. The record is from RefSeq and is a predicted model, not a curated record. Lineage: Eukaryota; Fungi; Ascomycota; Sordariomycetes; Hypocreales; Nectriaceae. Bases 1 to 1119 code for a protein of 372 amino acids.
AUGCCCAUCGCCACGCCUCUUCACAGAGCUAAUACCCAGAAAACACCAAUCGCAAAGAGUUUGACUAUACUCACAAACACCCUAUGCACUAUAUCAGAACAAAGAUGCUACGACCAUGACGCACAGAGAAGAGCACUAGCAGGUAUUGACAUAUGUCGCAAAUUUCGCUUCGCCGAACUCGCCCUCCGGGAACGUGCGACCAAAAGAAGGGAUCGAAUUGUCUUACUGGAUCACAAACAGAACCCUCCAGAUACUUUGCGAGAGGUAUCUGUAUACGAACCUGAGAUCCCAACGACUAUCGACAGAUAUCGGAUCACAAUGGCUUCUUUACUUCGCUCUGAGUGUGGAGCCUCGCAGAGCCCAUACCAUCUGGUCACUGAGAUGCGAAUCCUGGCCACCUUAUUUCCAUACUCGACUCCCAAAAACUUUUUAGAACAAUUGGGAAACUUGGUUGCUGCUUGUCCCAAUGUUACUGAGUUCACAUAUGGUGGACUCUGGUAUAUCAAUGAUCGGUUUUGGCCCGGGACUCUUGAGCAAGUGGCAAGGUUUUCGCAGCAAUACGCAAAAUUUGCGAAACAGCUUUGCCACUUGGAAAUCUGUGGGUCAAUCGACUGCAUCCAGAAAAUUCUUAUGUAUGAUUACCCAAAUCUGAGUUCUUUUACUAUUAACGUGGAUGACUAUUCAAAGGAGUGCAAAUAUUUUGAGGAGCUAUCUUCUCGUACUCCCAGUUUAGAAAGACUGGAAUUAUAUUGGUUCGAAGCCAACUUGCAAGACCUGAAUAUAGGAUUCAAAGCAUGGGGGAAAACAUUACAGUCUCUUGCUAUGAAUCCCCCCAUAACUAAGUAUACCGACAGACUUCUAGGACAUCUACUGCCCCAUCUUACAAACUUGGAGGAUCUUUAUCUGGGUCCGCAACCUGGUUUCCAGCUUUCAGAUCUCCAUGCCAUAGCUCAGCCGGGCGCUCCACGCCUAAAAUCAUUCCAAUGGCGAGUUAAUGAUACGAUAUUCUGGGAUUUCUGUGCGAACUCAGAAACCGUCAAUCAGGCCAUCAUUGACAUCUUUCUUGCGUACUCUGAGACCCUCAAUUCCUUCAUCAUAGAUGAAGAACUCGGCUUUUAA